GAAUCCAAGUGCGGAACGGUCGAAGCGGAGCAUGGACUUGGCGCCAUGCUGGCGCGGCGGGCAGUUGGCCUGUUCCGCCUGCAGCGGCGGUGGAAGACCCGGAAGACGCGGUCAGAGUGGCCGGCGGCCUACAGGAAGGCUGUCCAGGAAUGGCUUCAGCACUCGGAUGUGCCCGCACAGCCGCCUCUGGCGGGCGAGGCGAUUCGAGCGGAUCAAAACGAAGCCAUCAUCCGGCGGCUGCCGGUGCGCUUGCUGACCACCGUACAGCAGAGCGAGAUCUUGGCCAACAAGGUGCUGGGCUCGGGCCAGCCCGCCGUGGCCGUGGACUGCUCCGGCGAAGUCUCGGGGCGCUUCGGGCGCCUGGGCGUGCUGCAGUUGGCCACUGAAGAGGCCGUUUUUCUUGUGGACGUGGAGACGGGGGGACCCGAGAUGUUGGGGCCCCUGGAGCCCGUCUUCCAAUCUACAGGCCUGGUGAAGGUCUUUCACGACUGCCGGGAGGCCGUGUCGCUGCUGCUGAACCGGUACCGGGUGAGUGUCCACUCGGUCUUCGAUACCCAGGUGGCCUAUGCGGCCUGGCUGGAGCGGGAAGGGCUGGAGAUCUACCAAGCUGGCCUGGCUGAGGUGCUGCGGACUUUCUCUUUGAGCGCGUACCGCUUGCACCGCUGGGAUCGCCUGGAGCGCAACGCGGUGCCGGGGGCCAAGUGGCACCAGAGGCCCCUGCAGCCUCAGGCGGUGCGGCAGGCUGUGGAGGGCGUGGUGCACUUGUUGGCUUUGCAGCAGGAGCUGAACCGCGAGCUGGGGGACCUCUCGGGGACUUUGACGCAGCGCCGCAGCGCUUCCUACGUGCACUACGCCCAGAUGAACUGCGAGGUGCCCGAGGCGCCGCUGGUGAGCGGGCAGAAGCUGCAGGCCAUGUUGGCCUCCCGAAAGCCGGAGGCGGCCUACUUCAAGCUGAACCACCCGGCGCUGGGGGCGGCCUUGGACCGGGAGGAUCUCAAGGAGUUCUUGGACCUGAAGCCGGGGGACGUGGCGGCAUGCGUGGUGAAGAGUUUGAGCCCCUGCCAGAGCUUCGCGCAUCUGCAGCGCGAGGGUCACGGGAACUUGUGGCUGGACCGGCUCUCGAACCGCAUGGUCCACUUGCCCACCGAGGAGGAGGUGGACCAAGCGCGACCACCUCGGGCCUCCAGCAUGUAUGACCUCAACAAGGGCUCCAGGCCCGCGAUCCGCGAGGAGCCGCGGAGCUUCAAGCCCCAGAAGCCCACGGUGGUGCACAAGUUGGGGAAGCGGGGCGCCGUCAAGGUGAAGAAGUCUGGCUUCGUUCCACCAGAGCCACAGCACAGGAGCUUUCCAGCGUGAA
Effrenium voratum is the source of this 1357-nucleotide messenger RNA. NCBI's taxonomy places the organism in Eukaryota, Dinophyceae, Suessiales, Symbiodiniaceae. The record is from the annotation of a GenBank genome assembly.